AUGCUUAUUAGCAGGAGCAUUGGCUUCAGCUGCAUUCGGAUCAGCUCCCCAAACCUUAGAACCAUUGGCGUGCGUGUUGGAUACCGACACCAGUUAGUGAAAAUCAUGAUUGAGGAUGCCCCUUGUCUUGAAAGGUUGCUCCAACUUGACCUACUUAGGGAAUUGCAUAUAUUGUUAAUAUCAGCGCCCAAACUGGAGACCUUGGGUUGCCUUCCUUACCAUCAACAUCACUACCACUACCACGACUUUCAGGGAUUGCCUACUCUGUUCCCAACCGUGGUACACACUGUCAAGACUUUAUCUAUCUUUGUUUAUGCUUCUAACGUGGAUAUGGUCAUUGAUCUCAUGAGUUGCUUUCCCUGCUUGGAGAAGUUGUAUAUCCAGCAAAUUCAGUCGAUGGGAAAGAAUUUGUGGCGUCGUAAACACAAGAGUCACAUCAGAUGCCUUGACAUCCGUCUCAAGACAAUAGUGUUGGAAAAUUAUCAAGGCGUCAUGUCAGAUGUUAACUUUGCCACGUUCUUUGUGUUGAAUGCUAAAAUGUUAGAGUUAUUUAGAUUUGAGACUCGAGGCCUCUGCGGUAAAGGGUUCAUUCAGAGGCAGCAUCGUUUGCUUCAGCUUGGGAAAAGGGCAUCUAGAGGUGCUCGGUUUGUUUUCAAAAACAAUACAUGUCUCCGCAACCUUGAGGACAUCAAGCAUGUGCGAGAUUUGUCUGUAGCUCAUCCCUUUGAAUGCUGA
Molecule: messenger RNA, 735 nt
Organism: Triticum turgidum subsp. durum (durum wheat)
Lineage: Eukaryota; Viridiplantae; Streptophyta; Magnoliopsida; Poales; Poaceae
Source: the annotation of a GenBank genome assembly